This is a messenger RNA of Aplosporella prunicola CBS 121167, 413 nucleotides long. RefSeq lists its product as uncharacterized. Lineage: Eukaryota; Fungi; Ascomycota; Dothideomycetes; Botryosphaeriales; Aplosporellaceae. Bases 99 to 308 code for a protein of 69 amino acids. The record is from RefSeq and is a predicted model, not a curated record. The transcript has a single exon.
GCGACAAUCGAUCUCACGCACUGGCCGGUAUCCGUUCGGUCCUUAGUCCCGUCCGUCAAUCUGUGGCGUCAGCCACAUGCCGCGAGUAAUGCCUUUUGAUGCGUGGCCGUGCUUUUGGUACCUUCACACCGCAUAGACAUUGUUGCAUCAUCAUCAUGGCUUCCUUUGCGACAAGCUUCUCUACUACUCUGCGAGUACGAGUGACAUUCCAUCCCUGUACGAGUACGAGUGACAUUCCAUCCCUGUACGAGUACCUCGGGUGUCGCACAUCAUCUCAAAUCAAACGUAGUAUGCUCAGCCACCCCUAGUCUCUGUUCCUAUGCUGGCCAAACCCCUUACAGGACCAUCACCAGACUACUCGAGUACUACUUAAGUUUACGCCUUGCUAGCUAUUGCCCAAUUUGUACACGUAG